Trichomycterus rosablanca is the source of this 1234-nucleotide messenger RNA. RefSeq names its product transmembrane protein 170A (gene tmem170a). Lineage: Eukaryota; Metazoa; Chordata; Actinopteri; Siluriformes; Trichomycteridae. Gene Ontology annotation, biological process: endoplasmic reticulum tubular network organization. Gene Ontology annotation, cellular component: endoplasmic reticulum membrane. The coding region runs from base 119 to 532 and encodes 137 amino acids. The record is from RefSeq and is a predicted model, not a curated record. The transcript is spliced from 3 exons.
UCUUACAGUUAGCGUGUUGGUUGUGUUUGUUAGUAACGAAUAGUAAAAACGUCUCUAAUGGUGUUGCUGCGAGAUUCGAGUUAUCUUACUUGUAAAUCGUGUUCCGAGUUAGUGAAAAAUGGCGAGCGAGUAUAACGUUGGGUUUGUACAACAGAUUCUCAGUUUGAACUUAGUUCCGAGGAGAAAUGCUACGUGCGGGAAUAAUGAUACGUCUCUGUGUCAUUUCUCAGAGAUGUGGUAUGGAGUGUUCCUGUGGGCUGUCGUGUCCUCGCUGAUUUUCCAUUUGCCUGCUGCUUUACUAGCCCUUGCCACUCUUCGCAGACAUAAGAUGGCAUGCUUCUUUCCCAUUGCCAUCCUGCUCAUGGCAAUUAUAGGUCCCCUUUUUGGAGGUGCCCUCACUAGUGCAGCAGUGGCAGGUGUCUAUAAGGCAGCAGGGAAGAGGAUGAUUUCGUUGGAGGCAUUUGUUUUUGGAGUUGGACAGUCUUUCUUUGUUCUCGUGAUCUCCUUCCUCAGAGUGCUGGCUACCCUGUAGCACACAGCCAAUGAGAAAAAAGAAUGAGGGGAAAGUGAGCUGUGGGGGACUUGCAUCAGUUUUCUUGGAGGGUAUAUGCAAAAACAUUGAGGCCUUAUUUAACGUAUUCCCACAACCCUUUUAUUUUGGUAUGUACAUAAUUUUAUUUUUUAUUUUUUUAAAAAGAGUGUGAGGAUGCUCUUUCUUCAUGAUCUGUGGUGGACAAGAACCUAAAAGCAAUGGUCCUACAAAACAACCAACAAGAACAACCUAUUAUAACAACUAUUACAAUAACUACUUUUUUUAAUUUGUUUUGAUGUGUUUCACAGGAGUGUCUUAUUUAAAACCUCAAGUCUAAUAAUUUUGACUUCUCAACAUAGUGACUCUGGUCUUUCUAAUUGCACAUGUAUUAGUCUUACUGUAAUAGCCAUUUACCAAGAUACAACUUGUCUAAGCCUGCACUUGUUUGUCUGUACACACUUCUUAUUUUAUAUUGAAAAAUAGUAUUUGGGUUGACAUUGGCCUUGGAUGUUGGAUUUGUAUUGGCAUAGAUUCUGUAGAUUUUACUCUGAACUGCUGUACUUCUUGCAAUUCAUGUUAAUUAUGUGAACACAGCACAUGUCUUAUAUGUGAAUACAGGAUCAUCUCAUCAUUUAUAUUUUUUAUAACUUGGUAACAGAAGCUUGCAAAGAGUUGAAAAAACAUUGCCUUGCUAUAUUGCUA